Messenger RNA from Racocetra persica, 309 nucleotides. The record is from the annotation of a GenBank genome assembly. NCBI's taxonomy places the organism in Eukaryota, Fungi, Glomeromycota, Glomeromycetes, Diversisporales, Gigasporaceae.
CACCUAAUUAUCGUCUUUCACCACAAAACCAAUUUCCUGCUGCUCUUUGUGAUUCCAUCGCUGCUUAUCUAUAUCUUAUAAAUCCUGGACCAAAUGCUGGAUUUGAACCGAUCAACCCUAAAAGAAUUGUAUUAGCUGGUGGGAGUGCAGGUGGCAAUUUGGUUUUUGCUACACUCUUAUCUUUAAGGGAUGCUGGAUUACCUUUACCAGCGGGCGCAAUUGUAUUGGUUGAUUUAACUCAAAGUAUGCCAUCCACAAGAGAUUCCGAAAUAGAUAAAGUAGAUUAUAUACCUUCAAAACUAGAUUUUC